UGCAACACUGCUGUUUAAAUAUGCGCUCUCUCAAAACGCCAACAUCCAAUCAGUGCAUUUUGCAGCAACAAAAAUGUAAACAAACAAACAUUUUUUCAUCGAAAGAGAGUGCAGGCGCAGUGGAUGCAACAAUUUUCCUUUGUGUUAUUUCUCCAAUUUGACGUUUUUCAUUCUUCCUGACAUACACAACGACCGACUCUAUUGCAGGUCAAAAAAGCGCAAAUUCAGUGGAGCAGCUUAGAGAAAAAGUCAAUUUGUUUGUGCCAGUGGUAUUCGUGGAGGACAGUGCAAUCGUUUUUGGCAAGCGCCAAGUAAGGAAGUUGCAAGUAUGCUGAAUUUUUUCAAAGACGUAAUGGCUCCUACAACGCGUAGCGUAAAAUCUGAAGACAAUAAAGAUGGCGGUGUCUGUGGUAAACUUGGAAUCAGUGAAAAUUGUGCUAAGCAAACUACAGCACCUCCACCAAUUAAAGGCUACAAAAUAACAGACAACGAACGUUCUAAAAAAUACGGCAUUGGCGCUAAUUCGCUACAAAUGCUAAAGGAUAAGGCGAAACUAAAGUUCCCUAUUAAAGACUUACGGUUGUAUAUUUCUACUGAUGGCUUUGAAGUAUCUGAUGAUGAUUACUUUCAAACAUUGGCGCCUCAAACACUUUUCAUUGUGGCUGGGCCGGAUGAGAUUAUAACAACAGAUGCCGACUUUGAAUUCGAAAAACUGCGCCAAAACUCACCUUUACUCCGUGUUGCCGAUAUCAUUUAUGAAUUCAUUGAACAAAAUCCCGAGCAAUUUCGCAAAAUGAUAACGGAUUAUGAAAAUCGCAAGAUUUGUCGUCAACAAGCGCUCGAUAGCAACAAACAGGCAUACGAAAGCAAAACCGAACUUAGUUUGCGUACACAACACAGCGAGUGGUUUGAGGGCCAAGAGGAACGUUGCCAUUCCAAGGAAGAGGCCAUGGCGCGUCGUGCACAAGAUCGUAUGCGUAGCUACUACUACAAAACGAAAGAGGAACUGACACGCAAUAAACUUUAUCGCCAAAAUCUAAAAGCACGUCACACAAUCGAUGCGGUGCUAGAGCAAUUCCGUUAUCUGCUAAUCGGUUGUGAUUACUUCUCCAUGCUAUUCGAUCGCAAGUGUCCGAAAAAACAUGCAAUUCUGCAACAACAACUCGAUGAUGAAACCGAUGCCAGCGCAAUGCUGCCAAAUAAACGACUGCGUCAGGUCAUCAAAGAGUAUACGACACGCCAUAAAAUACUGGACGAAUGGUCGGUGUCGCUCUGCACUGAGCUGGGCGAUUUCUACUGUCAAGGCAGCUACUCGGAUAACGGCAAUUGUUGCGCGCUCAAACACACCAUCAAUCCAUACGCAUCGCGUGAGAAUUUAAUACUCUUCCAGGUGUGGAAUUUAGAUCAUCAAAUUGAGUUGUCGCGUUCCAUAUUGCCCGCUUUAAUUGAGAAUGUGCGCGAGCUGGUUGAGCACCCGCAACGCAAAUGCACGCUGCACAACAAGCGCGUCAUUGACAUUUCUGUGUUGGAAUACUUUUUGGAAAUAUUCUCUUUGAAAAAUCUAAAACUGGUGCAUAUCGUUUGUCAUGAUAAAACGCAGCGCGCAAACAAGUCCAAUGGACGCUUGGUAUGUGUGCAAUGCCAUGAGUACAAAAUCGUGCAAGAAUUAAUGGGUGUGCGCAAUCAGGAGGAUGAAGUAGAUGCAACGAGUUAAAGAAUUUUGUGUGUGUGAUUUAUUGAAGACACAAGGGAAAUUGCAGAUUUUAUCACAUCAGGAAUCACAAUAUAAAUUAUGAAACACAUGGGAGGAGUGACCUAAUCGAAAGUAUAGCUUAAAAAACGAAUAAACUGGACUAUACUUAAGUGCAAAAAUGUCACACUUCUCUCUAAUCACCUAAAAAUAGUAAUAAAGUAUAAAUAAAUAAAUAUUACUUGCGCUAUUUGGCAAGUUACUACAUUACUAUUUAAUACACAAUUCAAAAAUACAAAAAAACUAAUUAAUAAUUACAAAUAUAUACUACUAUACUACAGCAUACAAUAUUCAUAUGUACAAAUAUAUACAAAAACAAAAAAAUAUAAAGUAUACUACAUAUUCAUAUAUACUAAAGGGAUUCAAAAGUCUACCAUAAGUUAAAUACUAAACUGAAUAAUAUAUUUACAAUAUUAAUGGAAUAAACUGCUAAAAGUAUUUACAAAUAUCCGAACCAUAUUACGAGCUGCAGUUAACAAAACAACAUAACUUUAAGCAAUGAUCUCGAAUAAAACUGGAAAUAUGUAUGUAUAUACUAUAAAUAUAAAUAUAUAAAUUACUAAAAGCUAUACACAUAUAUACAUACAAAUAUCUUACUAUAAAAGUAAAAAAAAAUAUGCUGAAAUGUAGCUUGUUGCGUAAUUGAUGGCUUUAUAGCUUUUAAAAGACAUUACAGAAAUAUUACAAAUAAUAUUAUAUUGAAAAGAAAAAAAUGUUGUUGCUUUAGAAAUGCUAUAUACUAUGUAUUGUUGCUAUGUAGUUGCCAUAUUCUACUAUGUAGUAGUGUUGUUGUUAUAGUUGUAGUUAUAGUUGAGACUUUGUAGAGUUGCUGUCAAUAAUAUGCUUUAGCAAGCAAAAUUAUAGCCGACUAUAAAAGCAAUAAUUUAGCAAAAUAUGAAAAAAUACUAUUAACCGUUAAAAAUUAUUAAAAAAUAUUGAAAGAAACAAAGCGUUAGGCAGGCUGGCCCUGUUAAGCAAUCGUUUGCAAAGAAAGUAAAAAUUAUGAACUUAAAAAUUCGAACAUAAUCUAAAAGUUGUUGGGAGCAAUAUUUAUUGUCCGCCAAAAUUAAGCUUAAAAUGUAAGCAAUUUAAGCUAUAAAGUUUCUGAAAUUUAAGUAUAUGCUUUCUACAUUGACGAUUGAUAAUAUUGCAGUACAAACUUAAGGUGUUUCAUAAUUUUUGUUGUUGAAAAAAUUUUAUGUCUGAAAUACCCUCAAAAAAUUUCUAAAAUAUUUUCUUUUAUAAUACCCCACAAAUAACAUCUAAAUCUCCAAACACCCCAUACGACUCGUUAAAAAUUUUACCCGAAAAAAUUUUUUCUCCUAAAUACCCUCAAAAAAUUUCGAAAAUAUGUUUUUUAGAAUAUCCCAUAAAUGCCAAAUUAAUAACUGUAAUAUAUUCCCUAAAAUAUGAGUAGAAAUUAUUUUCAUUAAAAUCACAAAUAUUUGCAUACUUUUAGGGUCAGUACUUUAAUAGUAAAAAAAAUUGAUUUGUUGUAUUCGGAAACCGUAGACCUCACUCUAGGACUUCAUAACUGAGUUGUUUCUGGAGUGAACUGUGAUCUCGUCGGCAUAAAACUCGAAUAAAUCUCUCACUGUUUUUAUUUAUUUUUUAUUAAAUUUUUACUUUUUAAUCCGGUUGGAUCCAACAUUUUUCAUUUUUAUUUCCAAAAAAUUAUUUUCUAAUCUCAUAAAAAAUAAAAA
Messenger RNA from Bactrocera dorsalis (oriental fruit fly), 3453 nucleotides. RefSeq names its product DNA fragmentation factor subunit beta (gene Drep4). Gene Ontology annotation, molecular function: DNA endonuclease activity. Gene Ontology annotation, cellular component: cytoplasm; nucleus. The transcript has 5 exons. The record is from RefSeq and is a predicted model, not a curated record. Gene Ontology annotation, biological process: apoptotic DNA fragmentation; apoptotic process. Lineage: Eukaryota; Metazoa; Arthropoda; Insecta; Diptera; Tephritidae. Bases 329 to 1714 code for a protein of 461 amino acids.